Toxorhynchites rutilus septentrionalis is the source of this 14675-nucleotide messenger RNA. It is a transcript of the gene Dhc1, whose product is annotated as dynein axonemal heavy chain 5. The coding region runs from base 478 to 14469 and encodes 4663 amino acids. The transcript has 15 exons. NCBI's taxonomy places the organism in Eukaryota, Metazoa, Arthropoda, Insecta, Diptera, Culicidae. Gene Ontology annotation, biological process: microtubule-based movement. The record is from RefSeq and is a predicted model, not a curated record. Gene Ontology annotation, cellular component: dynein complex. Gene Ontology annotation, molecular function: dynein intermediate chain binding; dynein light intermediate chain binding; ATP binding.
CGAAGAGGAACACGAACAUGAUCAUGAACAGGAACAUGAACAUGAACCCACACAAGAGCAUGAUCAUGAAACUGAAGAAGAAGAGGAACAGGAAGAGGAGAUCUCCGAAGAAGAUCUGCUGCAGCUAAAAACUACCACGGCUACAAGCAUUCUUUGAGCGCAUGUGAAUAGCUGACGUAGUUUAUUUGAUAAAAAAAAACUGUCGAAACUGAUCGUAAAGUGUAUAACAGUGUAUCAUAGAAAAUAAAAUUUAAUGGAUAACACCAAAAACACUCGCUGCAGACCAAGAGACACAAACUAGUGUACACCAGGACGUAAAAAUAUUUUUGAACUCUUCCCUUUCUUUUUUGCAUACCGUGUGCGAACAUUCACAACUCCACAUUUUUGAUUCUUGAACAAUACCAUAUACAUUGAUUUUUUGAACACGGGAACGCGGUUGUCAUCCGGAUUCGGUAAUAUACUUAUCCCGUGUACAUCAUGACCGAAUCACCCGAAACGCAGCGCCGCCGAGAAGAAUGCGAGCGGAAGGCGCGUCGUGGCGAGAUGGAUCCUCGGCUGGAGUUCACCUUCCAGCUACUAAUGGACGCCACUGGACUUCCGCGCCAUCAAAUCAUGGAUCACAUCUUCGAAGGAAAUAUGUUGGACGAGAUCAAUCAGCUAUUUCUUCCAAACAUGCGCAAUAAGCUGAUGUGGUUCUAUCAGGAAGUGGACGAAGUGGAACAGCCGACCGAACGAGAUCUCAAUAAACCAGGUCCAUCCAGGGCGGGAGCGUCGAGCUCUUCUAAAACUCCUUCGGGAGCCUCGGGGAGUGCUUUACACAAGCCGCACAAGCUGUUCAUUACCGAUGGGUGGAGUUGCGCCUUCACCGGUAUUUGUAUUUACAUGUUUCGUAUUAACAUCCAAAAACAGUUACCCGAGGAGGGCUUCCAUAAGGAUUUAUACUGUGGCUAUAUAGACGCAAAUCGUGUUGGUCUGGUGACUUCCAUAGAGCGAAUUGUGGAGUAUGUAUUUAUGCAAGCACUGGCUUAUCCCAACAUCGAAUCCGAAGAUGAGGAGAUGAGUUGCAAUCUGGUGAAAUCGCAGCUACUGCCUGGAUUGCGCUCAUUCUGCAGCGCCCUGCGCGUUUGCGAGCAAGUUUGCAAUCAUUUUAACGUGUUUGAUGAUGGGAAGACAAUUGUCUGCCGCGUUGAUACGCUGGCGGAAGUCCGUGAGCUAUCCAAGAGCGCUUCGGUGUGCGCCGAGCUGGAGGAGCGAGUCAACAACUGGAUCAAGGGUAUCGCUAAGAUUUUGAUGGAAAGUGAACAACUCCGGCGGGAGAAUGAUUCGAGCGGACCACAGGAUGAACUGGAAUAUUGGAAGCGCCGCGGAGCUCAAUUUUCUCAGUUGCUGUCGCACCUGCAGGAACGUGAAGUCCAGUGGACGUUGUACUGCUUAUCGCAGUCGGGCUCAAAAGUGUUGAAGCAAUGGAAAGAGACCGAUAAGAAGAUUACAUUUUGCUACAAUGAAGCGCGCGAUAACUCCAAAUUUAUCCAAGCCAUGGAAGCUUGUUGCCACUCACUUUAUCUGGACGAUCCAGUAAACAUGAAGGAGUCAAUUGUGAGCCUCCUCCAAACCGUUCGGUUGAUAUACAGUGUGUCACAAUUCUACAACACUUCUGAGCGCACGUCCACGCUGAUGGUAAAAAUUACCAACCAGAUGAUUGAAACCUGUAAAUCUUACAUUACAUGUAGAGGCAAAGAAACGAUCUGGACUCAGGAUCGGGACCUAGUUCGCACUAAACUCACCAACUGCUUGAAACUAAAUCACAUCUAUAGAGAAACCUAUCACGCCGUUAAGUCGCAGCCGUUCCUUCCAGAUCAAAUACCCUUUGCCUUCUCUGAGAACUACGUAUUCGGAAAGUUUGAUACAUUUUGCGACCGUUUGUCCAAGAUUAUUUCCAUGUUUAGCUUGAUUGAUGACUACAACCAUUUGUUCGAGAGACGUUUAGAGGGUCUCCUCCUGGGUGAAUCUCUUGAGGAUGCCAUGAACACUUUCGACGAAGCACGUGUUGAAAUCAUAAUGAAAAAAUACGAUUAUCUCGAUCAGCGAAAUCUGGACUUCAAUCACGACUUUCAGGUGUUUAUGCAAAAAACCGACACUCUGAAGGAGACUAUCGCAUCGAUGAUUGAACACAACUUCGACAGCGUUUGGGAAACGCCACAAGGAAUCCGUUUCUUGGUCCGCUUCGAAAAGGUCAGUGAAAAGAUACCCCUCAGCACGAUGGACGAGAAGUAUCAGCGGGUUUCCAAGUACUGUGAGAAGGAGAUCGAUCGCAUUUUGAAGCUCUUUCGUAAGCAGCGUGAUGACCCACCGCUCCCACGUAAUUUCCCACCGAUAGCGGGACGCAUAAAGUGGUGUCGUUCGCUGGGAUACCACCUGAAUGAGCUUGUAACUACCGUUACUACGCAUCCCGUACUUGCAUCGCUACCGUCAACGAAAGAUAUCGAAAAUCGAUACAAUUCAGCGAAGGUAAUUCUGGCGGAGUACGAGCAGGAGAUGACACAUAUCUGGCUCAGCCAAGACGUGGGUGUGGCGGACGCCUGUCUAGUGCAGCCGAUUCUGGCGUUGCAGGGCGAUCGAUUGGUAGUUAAUUUGCACCCCACGAUUCCGUUGCUCAUUCGGGAGAGUAAGUGUAUGGCGAAAAUGAAAAUUGAUCUACCGAUUGUAGCCGCUACGUUGCUCUGCAAACAGAGCCAUUUCGGGACGAUUCAGGACUCGCUCAAUAGUCUUAUAAAAAUGUUUUUGAACACAAUUAAGAAAGUUAAAUUGGAAGUAAGACCGUUGUUGCUUCCUCAGUUGGUGCGGUUAACGGCUAUGAUGAAACCUGGACUCAAAUCCAUCAAUUGGACUAGCCCUAGGUGGAUGGAAUUUUACGAUAAUUGCAAGGAAGCUAUUGAAACAUUCGACGUUUUGGUUGCCCGCGUUCAUGAUAUUUACUCGAAUCGCAUUCUGCACGUUCUCACGUCCAUGCAGGAUGUCCAGCUCCAAUCGUUGCCGCAAGACGACGACAUGUGGUCCGUGGAUGAAUUCCUAGAGUAUACAGAGGAAACCUGUCGCCAGGCGGCUACUGAACUGAACCGGAAGAGUCAAAUGGUUGAGGAAGCGGUCGAAGAGGUGUUGGAUUUAGUUCAUCGAGCGUCCCAGAUAUUCAAACGUAUGGUGGGGGCAGAGAACGAUUUUUUCGUCGACGAGGAUAAGAAGCCGUCGGAGAAGUCUUCUCCGACUCCAGAGGCAGAUAACGACGAUGGAACGGGUCAACAGCAGGAUUGGAGUAUUCUUUGGUCCUGUUUUGAAAAUCCUCUACAGUUGCUGUCGCAUCAUGGGGGUGGUUUACCGAAGGGAAUGCAGGACAUGGUAUUCAAUGCCGUUUCAGAGAUGCGGCGAUACUACAGUCGUAAAGUUAUUGAUGUUCUUAUACGCGUCACGCGAACUUCACUGGAUUGUCUGCGACGACGUUUCAUCGAGGUAGAAGGUGAAGAUUGUCCAAGAAAACCGAUUUUUAUUCUGCAAUCGCUGCUUAUGAUCCCAAAUAUAACCAUCAGACCAAAUUUAGAAGAGCUGCAGGAGGCGCUGACUAUAGCCGGUAAGCAAAUUACAGGUGUUUCUAAAGGUGUCGCCCAAUGGAACACUGGGAAGGAUAUCGAGGAAAAGCCGAGGCCUUCGGCUGCAGCACUUGCUUCGGCAGCAACUGCUGCGAAGCUAGCUAAAGCAAAUGCCGCUGCUUUAGAUGACAAAUCUCGUCGACGCAAAAUGUAUCGACUGCAAUCAGAGGAGAAACCCCGAAUAUUACACAUGACCAAAAGCUUCUACAGCUACGUUAUGGACAACAAGGAAGUUGUUAAAACACUUUCCCUCCUAUCGAGCUGUAUUCGUAACGUGAAACCAGAGCUGCAUCAAUUUGUGGACAAGUGGAAACCAUAUCAUUUUCUCUGGAAAAACGAUAAAACCAUUCGUCAGCUGUUGGAAUAUUCGCUGCUCGACUUUGAGGGGACUCUCCGACGACUGGUUGAUUUGGAUGCUAAUUUAUUGGUAGAACCGGAUAUGCAAUAUUUCGGGCAAAGUAUUGCCCUCUCUACGGAGAAAUUGAAGUUUGGUUUGGCAAUCGAAAUAAAAUCAUGUACCCACAAGCUAGGACAAGCAAUGAAAAAAAAAUACAAACGAGAGAUGGAUUACGUGUAUGCAGUUAUCAACGAGAUGGAUCGUAAGCUUGAUCGUCAGAUUCGAGAUUUGGACGACGUUCGCACGGUUAUGGAUACACUGAGUAAGAUCCGGGAGCAGGAAGUGGAUAUGGAGCUAAAAAUUGAACCCAUUGAGGAUGCCUUCAACAUGAUGCACAAGUAUGAUAUCCAAGUAGAUCGAGAGCAAAUGGAUCAGGUCGACAAUCUGCGCUACACUUGGGUUCGUCUGCAGUCUCGUGCUAAAGAUGUGCACUGCAAACUGCUCGAGAUGCAACCAGAUUUUCAGGGCGACUUGCGAGCCAACUUGGAGAAAUUCAAGCAGGACAAGAUCGAAUAUGUUACGGAAUAUCGGGCGUCUGGACCAAUGCAACCGGGGCUAACACCACGCGAAGCAUCCGACAAGUUGUUGCUCUUCCAAAAUCGAUUCGACGGAAUGUGGAGAAAGCUCCAGACUUAUCAGAGUGGCGAGGAAUUGUUUGGUUUGCCUCAAUCAGACUAUCCUGAACUUGGCCAGAUCAAGAAGGAGCUGAACUUGCUACAGAAGUUGUACAAGCUUUACAACGAUGUCAUUGAUCGGGUCAGCAGCUACUAUGAUAUUCCUUGGAGUGAUGUCGACAUCGAAGAGAUCAACAACGAAUUGAUGGAAUUCCAGAAUCGUUGCCGGAAGCUACCAAAGGGUCUCAAGGAGUGGCCCGCCUUUUACGCGCUCAAACGAACAAUUGAUGACUUCAAUGACAUGUGUCCAUUGCUUGAGCUAAUGGCAAAUCGAGCGAUGAAACCACGUCAUUGGCAGAGAAUCAUGGAGGUGACAAAGUACACUUUCGAGUUUGACAGCGAAGGUUUCACGCUGAAGCACAUUCUGGAAGCGCCUCUGCUGAAACACAAAGAAGACAUAGAGGACAUUUGUAUUUCAGCAAUGAAAGAGAAGGAUAUCGAGGCUAAAUUGAAGCAAGUUACGAACGAAUGGUCCGCACAUGAACUUAGUUUCAUGACGUUCAACAACCGGGGCGAGUUGUUAUUGCGUGGCGAUACGACCGCCGAAACCAUCGGACAACUGGAAGAUAGCCUUAUGGUGCUUAGCUCCUUACUUUCCAAUCGAUAUAACGCUCCAUUCCGUAAGCAGAUUCAGCAAUGGGUUUACGAUCUAUCAAAUUCAAAUGAUAUCCUCGAACGUUGGCUGCUGGUGCAGAACAUGUGGGUUUAUCUGGAAGCUGUAUUCGUCGGCGGUGAUAUUGCAAAGCAGCUUCCGAAAGAAGCUAAACGCUUUUCAAAGAUUGACAAAUCUUGGCAGAAAAUUAUGCAACGCGCCCAUGAGACCCCGGGCGUUGUUGCCUGUUGUGUUGGUGAUGACCUAUUGAAACAACUUCUUCCACAUCUUCAGGAACAGCUGGAAUUAUGUCAGAAAUCACUCAGUGGAUACCUGGAGAAGAAGCGUAUGAUGUUCCCGAGAUUUUUCUUCGUAUCGGAUCCCGCAUUACUGGAGAUCCUUGGCCAAGCGUCCGAUUCACACACUAUCCAAAAUCAUCUUCUAUCGAUAUUCGACAACACGCGAUUCGUGAAGUUCCACGACAUCGAGUACAACAAAAUGAUGGCGAUUAUUUCCUCAGAAGGCGAGCAGAUUCCACUGGAUCGAGCUAUUCGAGCAGAAGGUUCAGUCGAAACAUGGCUUACGUCGUUGCUGCAGGCGAUGCAACAGUCACUCCAUUCCAUCAUCCGACAGGCGUACGUUCUAAUGAACGAUCCUAAUUUCACCCUGCUGUCGUUCCUGGAGAAACUUCCGGCGCAAGUUGGUCUGCUGGGGAUCCAAAUGAUUUGGACCAGAGACGCGGAAAUUGCUUUGAUGCAAGCUCGUCAUGAGAAAAAGGUUAUGUCUGAAACAAACAACAAAUUUCUGGAACUUUUGAACACACUGAUUGAUCAAACAACGAGGGAUCUGACCAAAAUCGAGCGAACGAAGUUUGAGACACUUAUUACAAUUCAUGUUCACCAGCGCGAUAUUUUCGAUAUGAUGUGCAGAAUGAAUAUUCGGUCGGCUAACGAUUUCGAGUGGCUGAAGCAAUGUCGAUUCUAUUUCAAAGAGGAUGUCGACAAGACCUGGAUCAACAUCACCGAUGUUACUUUCAUUUAUCAGAAUGAGUAUUUGGGAUGUACCGAUCGACUUGUGAUCACACCGUUAACUGACAGAUGCUAUAUAACGUUAGCUCAAGCGCUUGCCCUCAGUAUGGGUGGAAGUCCCUGUGGACCUGCGGGAACCGGUAAGACUGAAACAGUCAAAGAUAUGGGCAAGACUUUAGCCAAAUAUGUGGUAGUAUUCAAUUGCUCCGAUCAAAUGGACUAUCGUGGCUUAGGAAGAAUCUAUAAAGGGCUUUCACAAUCCGGAACGUGGGGAUGCUUUGACGAGUUCAACAGAAUUGAACUGCCCGUAUUAUCUGUCGCAGCGCAGCAGGUGGCCGUCAUUUUGACUGCGAGGAAAGAGAAAAAGAAACGCUUCGUGUUCACCGACGGGGACGAUAUCGAGAUGAACAUGGAAUUUGGCGUGUUUAUUACUAUGAAUCCUGGCUAUGCAGGCCGCAAGGAGCUGCCGGAGAAUUUGAAAAUCCAAUUUCGAACCGUUGCUAUGAUGGUACCUGAUCGGCAGAUUAUUAUCCGAGUGAAACUCGCAUCGUGUGGAUUUCUUGAGAACAUCACUCUUGCCCGCAAAUUUUAUACUCUAUAUAAACUAUGUGAAGAACAGCUGACUAAACAAGUUCAUUACGAUUUUGGUCUCCGUAAUAUUCUUUCAGUUCUGAGAACGUUGGGUGCUGCUAAAAGAGUCAACCACAAAGACAGUGAGAGCACUAUCGUCAUGCGAGUACUUCGAGAUAUGAAUCUAUCCAAGCUGAUUGAUGAAGAUGAACCUUUGUUUAUGUCACUGGUUUCAGACUUGUUUCCGAAUCAAAAUCUUGAAAAAACGAGCUAUGGGGAGCUGGAAGCAGCCAUUAUGAGUCAGGUAGAGCAAGCAGGAUUGGUGUACCAUCCGCCGUGGAUACUAAAACUUAUCCAACUGUAUGAAACCCAACAAGUUCGGCAUGGAAUAAUGACACUCGGUCCACCGGGAGCUGGCAAAACCUGUUGCAUUAGGAUUUUAAUGAAAGCCCUCACAGAUAUUGGCCUUACACAUAAGGAGAUGCGUAUGAACCCGAAAGCCAUUACGGCUGCCCAAAUGUUUGGCAGAUUAGACGUAGCUACAAACGACUGGACCGACGGUAUCUUCUCCGCCCUCUGGCGAAAAACUUUGAAGGCAAAGAAGGGAGAGCACACCUGGCUGGUCCUUGAUGGGCCAGUUGACAGCAUAUGGAUUGAGAACUUAAACUCGGUGCUGGAUGAUAAUAAAACUUUGACGCUCGCCAACGGAGAUAGACUCUCAAUGGCACCUACCUGUAAGAUUAUAUUUGAACCCCACAACAUUGACAACGCCUCACCGGCUACGGUAUCUCGCAACGGAAUGGUAUACAUGAGUUCAUCGGGUUUAGACUGGAAGCCAAUUUUGCAAGCUUGGCUAAGAACUCGUAGUCCACAGGAAAAGAAGAUUUUGAAUGAAUUGUUCGAGGGAUCUUUCCUGAAGAUCUACGUCUGGACGACCCAAAAUUUGCAAUUAACGAUGGAGGUUCUACAGUGCAACAUUAUUCAGCAGAUGAUCUACAUUCUGGAUGGUUUAGUUCCAGUUCUAGGGGAAAACGAACAGGAGGCUGCUGUCUCUACUACCGGAAGUCUUGAUGACGAUAUCAACGACGACGAGGUACCCAAGGUUAAGGAUGAAGCCUGUACACCAGAACAUUUGCAUCGUCUGUACGUUUUCGCAUUGGCGUGGGGCAUAGGAGCGUACCUCAACUCGGCGGACCGCCUCAAGUUUGACGCACAUAUCAAGGAAAGGUAUCGCAAUCUGGACUUCCCAACGACCGAUGAGAAACCAGAUUCGACGAUAUUCGAUUAUUUCGUGUCGCAGACGGGCAGUUGGCAGUUGUGGAAAACUCUAGUUAUGCCUUACGUCUAUCCCGAAUUCUCAACGCCGGACUACUUGAGCAUCUUGAUUCCAAUUGUGGACAACGUGCGAAUCGACUAUUUGAUCAACGUGAUAGUUAAACAGGAGAAAGCCGUUCUGCUGAUUGGUGAGCAAGGGACAGCGAAAACGGUUAUGAUGAAGAGUUUCAUGAAGAAAUUGAACACGGAAACACACAUGGGGCGGUCCUUCAAUUUUUCAUCCGCCACGAGCCCAUACCAUUUUCAGAAAACAAUUGAAAGCUACGUUGAGAAACGAAUGGGAAACAUGUUUGGUCCAGGAGGAGGUCGAAAACUUCUGGUGUUUAUCGACGAUAUCAACAUGCCUCAGAUUAAUGAGUGGGGUGAUCAGAUAACAAACGAAAUCGUCAGACAAACCAUGGAUAUGCGAGGGUUCUACAGUUUGGAGAAACCAGGCGAGUUCACAAACAUAGUUGACGUGCAGUUUGCUGGAGCAAUGGGUUUGCCUGGAGGCGGUCGGAGUGACAUACCCGCUCGCUUGAAGCGACAGUUUAGCGUAUUCAAUUGCAACAUUCCAGAUAAUACAUCGAUAGAUACGAUCUUCAGAACACUUGGCGAAGGCCACUACAAUGUGAAGCGAGGAUUCUCUCUUGAGGUACGCAAACUUGUGAAGCGGCUUGUACCUUUAACCAGAUCGCUUUGGCAGCGUACCAGGGAACAGCUAUUACCAACACCGGCCAAAUUUCAUUAUGUUUUUAGUUUGAGAGACCUUUCCAGAAUUUGGCAAGGGAUGAUUGGAACUUUAUCGACGGUGAUCACAUCGGAGGCUGUGCUAAUACUACUGUGGAAAAAUGAAUGUAGUCGAGUGUUCGCGGACCGUUUUGUAUCGCUGUCGGACACGGAAUGGUUCUUGAAUGAAAUGUUGCUGGUAUUGGAGCAAGACCUUGGACCGGAAUACAGAGAGAUGGCAGGACCCAGUCCGGUAUUUGUAGAUUUUAUGAGAGACGCUCCGGAGCCAACUGGCGAGGAAGGCGAGGAAACAGACAUGGAACUACCGAAGGUUUAUGAACCAGUGUCAGAUUUUAGUAUCCUACGAGAACGAUUGAAGAUGUUCUUACUGCAAUUCAAUGAAAUGAUCCGUGGGACAGGAAUGGACCUGGUGUUCUUCCCAGAUGCCAUGUUGCACUUGGUCAAAAUAUCUAGAAUCAUCCGGCACCCAAGGGGAAAUGUAAUGCUAGUGGGAGUCGGUGGGUCUGGUAAACAAUCGCUUACCAAACUCGCAUCGUUCAUCGCUGGGUACAAAACUUUCCAGAUCAGUUUAACACGCUCUUAUAACGUAGCAAACUUCCUUGAAGACUUGAAGCUUCUGUACAGAUCCUGUGGCGUGCAGGGUAAAGGAACCACAUUUUUGUUCACCGAUAUGGAUGUGAAGGAAGAGAGCUUCCUCGAGUACCUCAACAAUAUCCUCUCAUCAGGAGUAAUAUCAAACCUGUUCAACCGAGAUGAACAAACGGAAAUCGUUUCAGAAUUAACCCCGACUAUGAAGCGGGAGAACCAAAAGAAGAAUGUGACACAAGAAACAGUGAUGGAAUAUUUUCUGCAACGUGUUUGUCACCAUCUUCAUGUGGUCUUUUGCUUUUCUCCCGUAGGCGAGACUUUUCGGCGCAGAAUUAUGCGGUUUCCGGCAUUGGUAUCCGGUUGCACCGUGGACUGGUUCCAACCGUGGCCGAAAGAUGCGCUGAUUGCCGUCGCUCACCACUUUCUAGUCGAUUUCACAAUAGAGUGUACACCCGAGGUAAAGGAUGAGCUAGUGAACGCUCUUGGGACAAUACAGGAUGUAGUUUCGACGACUUCCACUGAGUACUAUCAGCGGUUUCGCCGUGCUACUCAUGUAACUCCUAAAUCGUAUUUGAAUUUCAUUGCCGGGUACAAGAACAUAUACACUCAAAAACACAGGGAGUUGUGCGACGGAGCGGAGAAGAUGGACACUGGUCUGGAAAAACUGGCUGAAGCUUCGGAAUCGGUAGAAACUCUCAAGAUAGAUCUUGCGGAUAUGGAGAAAGAUCUCGUCGAAGCCUCCGCCAAAGCAGAACGAGUAUUGGUAGAAGUAACGGAGCGGGCAAUGCAAGCCGAAGUAUUUAAAAACCAGGUUCAGAUUGUGAAGGAAAAAGCUGAAGCCCUUGUACAAAAUAUCGCGGCAGAAAAGGGCUUAGCGGAAGAGAAGUUAGAAGCGGCAAAACCGGCUCUAGAGGAAGCCGAAUCUGCUCUAAACACUAUCAAACCGGCUCACAUCGCUACAGUACGUAAGCUGGGAAGGCCACCGCAUCUAAUUAUGCGCAUUAUGGACUGUGUAUUGAUUAUGUUCCAACGGAAGUUGCAUCCCGUUAUCGCUGACACGAGUGCACCUUCUCCGAAACCCUCGUGGCAAGAGUCGCUGAAAAUGAUGGCCAGUACAACCUUCCUGUUGCAGCUGCAGAACUAUCCGAAAGAUACGAUUAACGACGAAAUGAUUGAGCACUUGCAGCCGUACUUCCGUAUGGAGGAUUAUAACAUGGACACAGCAAGAAGGGUGUGUGGCGACGUCGCGGGAUUGUUAUCCUGGACUAAAGCUAUGGCAUUCUUCCAUGGGGUGAACAAGGAAGUGUUGCCUUUGAAGGCAAAUUUGAUGCUGCAAGAAGCUCGUCUCAAAAUUGCCAUGGAUGAUCUUACCGCAGCUGAAGAUCAAUUGGCUGAAAGAGAAGCUGCACUGCAGAAGGUGAAAGAUCAAUACGAUGCAGCUGUUUCGGAGAAGCAACGGUUAACUGAUGCGGCCAACAGUUGUUUGCGGAAAAUGACUGCAGCAACAGCGCUCAUCAACGGACUUGGAGGUGAAAAAGCGCGAUGGACUCAACAGAGUAAAGAAUUUAAAAUUCAGCUGGGAAAACUUGUCGGCGAUGUGCUACUAGCAACCGGAUUUCUGUCCUAUUGUGGUCCAUACAACCAGGAGUUUAGAGGAACACUUUUCAAGACAUGGAUGGAAAUCUUAAGAACUCGAACCAUACCGUAUACGACAGGGCUAAGUAUAAUUGGAAUGUUGACAGAUUCAGCAACCAUUUCAGAGUGGAAUCUUCAGGGACUUCCGAACGACGAAUUGUCUAUUCAAAAUGCAUUGAUCGUUACAAAAUCUAGCAGUUAUCCACUGUUAAUCGAUCCCCAAAGUCAGGGUAAGAUUUGGAUCAAGUGCAAGGAGGACCAAAAUGAGCUGCAGAUUACUUCUUUGAAUCACAAAUACUUCAGAACUCAUCUGGAGGAUAGUUUAUCUCUGGGGCGUCCGUUACUGAUUGAAGAUGUUGGUGUUGAACUGGAUCCGGUUAUAGACAACGUCUUGGAGAAAAACUUCAUCAAAUCUGGUUCCAUGGAGAAAGUAUUAGUUGGUGAUAAAGAAUGUGAUGUCAUGCCAGGUUUUAUGUUGUACAUCACAACGAAACUACCUAAUCCACCGUUUAGUCCCGAGAUCAGUUCGAAAACGGCGAUUAUCGAUUUCACCGUUACGAUGAGAGGCCUCGAAGAUCAAUUGCUGGGUCGAGUGAUACUUAUGGAGAAAGCUGAUCUAGAAUCGGAGAGAGUACAGUUGUUCGAGAGUGUGAUGAGAAAUCAACGAAGCAUGAAGGAGUUGGAAGCUAAUCUGUUGCUUCGUUUAACCUCAACGGAGGGAUCGCUGGUAGAUGAUGAAGCUUUGAUUGAGGUAUUACAAGAAACGAAAACAACCGCGGAAGAUGUCAACCAGAAGUUGAAGAUCGCCGAGGUUACAGAGAAGAAGAUUAUGAUUGCUAGGGAAGAGUUCCGAGCGGUGGCAGCUCGUGGAUCGAUUUUGUAUUUUCUGAUUGUUGAAAUGUCCAAUGUGAAUGUUAUGUACCAGAACUCCCUCAAACAGUUCUUGAUUAUUUUCGAUAACUCAAUUACGAAAUCCACCAAGAGCAACAUCACAGAGGAGCGCAUUCAAAUAAUAUUGAAAUAUCUUACAUACGAAGUGUGGGCUUUCACCAGCCGUAGUUUAUACGAAAGGCAUAAGCAAUUGUUCACGUUGAUGUUGGCCAUUAAAAUUGAUUAUCAAAAGGGAAACAUAGGGCACGACGAAUUCAUGACAUUCGUGAAGGGAGGUGCGUCAUUGGAUUUAAACGCGGUAACACCAAAGCCUUUCCGUUGGAUUUUGGACAUAACCUGGCUGAACUUGGUGGAGAUUAGCAAGUUGAAAACAUUCCAAGGGAUUUUGAAAAAAAUUGAGUAUAACGAACGCGAGUGGAAAAACUGGUAUGAGACUGAGAGGCCUGAAAUGGAAGUAAUACCUUGUGAUUAUGAACACGAAUUGGAUGUCUUUAGGAAGCUUCUUCUUAUCAGAUCAUGGAGCCCAGAUCGCACUAUAUCGCAAGCAAGGAGGUAUAUUGAACAGUCGCUUGGAAAGGAAUACGGAGAAAUGCACAUCCUGGACUUGGAAUUAACAUGGGCGGAAUCAGAGCCACGAACGCCGUUGGUGUGUAUUCUCUCCAUUGGCUCUGACCCAACCGUUCAAAUCGCAGCUCUCGCUAAAACAAAAGGUAUCCUUUUGAAAACUGUUUCCAUGGGUCAGGGCCAGGAGUAUCACGCGCGAAAAUUAAUGACAGAAUGUAUGGCCGCCGGAGGCUGGCUGCUACUGCAGAAUGUACAUCUAUCGUUGUCCUUUUGUAAUGAGAUAAUUGACAUUCUAAUUGAAACCGAACACGUUGCGGAAUCAUUUCGACUUUGGGUGACAACCGAAACGCACCCUCUCUUCCCUAUCGGUUUGUUACAAAUGGCAAUAAAAUUUACGAAUGAGCCACCGCAGGGAAUUCGAGCUAGCUUGAAGCGUAGCUAUCUCACUUUCACCCAAGAUUAUCUAGAUUAUACAUCUGCAUCCCAGUGGCCACCGUUGUUGUACACGGUAGCAUUUUUGCAUUGCGUUGUUCAGGAGCGUCGCAAGUUUGGUCCCCUGGGAUGGAAUAUACCGUAUGAGUUUAAUGCGGCGGACUUCUCCGCAAGUGUACAGUUUAUCCAAAACCAUCUGGACGAAAUGGAUCCGAAGAAAGGAGUGUCAUGGCAGACGCUUUGUUAUAUGCUGGGUGAGGUUAUGUACGGAGGGAGGGUAACAGAUGACUUCGACAAACGGUUGCUGACCACCUUUACUCAAGUGUGGUUCUCGGAGCAUCUGUUGACGCCGAGUUUUGAGUUUUAUAAAGGCUACCGUGUUCCAAACUCACGGAACAUCCAAACUUACGUUGAUUACAUCAACCAGUUGCCACCGACGGACACACCGGAGGUGUUUGGUUUACAUCCCAAUGCGGAUAUCACGUAUCAGAUUAACACCGCCAAAGGGAUACUGGAUACUAUCCUCAGUGUGCAACCGAAGGAAGGUGGUGGCGGUGGAGGAGAAACGAGAGAGUCCAUUGUCUGGCAGCUAGCUAAGGAUAUGUUAAGGAAGUUGCCCCCGCAGUAUGUUGCCUUUGAGGUGAAGGAAUCACUGACUCGGAUGGGUGCACUGUUGCCGAUGAAUAUAUUUUUGAGACAAGAGAUCGACCGAAUGCAGCGUGUGAUCAAUACUGUGUAUACCAACUUGUGUGAUCUGAAACUGGCCAUUGACGGAACGAUUGUGAUGAGCCACUAUCUGCGACAGUCGCUGGACGCGAUGUAUGACGCCCGCAUACCGGAAAAGUGGCAAAAGAUUUCCUGGGAAUCUACAACUUUAGGAUUCUGGUAUACCGAACUGUUGGAAAGAAAUCAACAGUUUCGUGUCUGGAUAAAUAGCGACCGUCCGAAGGUUUUCUGGAUGACCGGAUUCUUUAACCCGCAAGGAUUUCUCACUGCGAUGAGACAGGAAGUAACACGUGCCCAUAAAGGAUGGGCUCUGGAUUCGGUAGUGCUACAGAAUCAAAUUACUCGCUACAACAAGGAAGACAUCCAUGAUUCACCGGCUGAAGGAGUUUACGUGUAUGGACUGUUUCUGGAGGGAGCGUCACUGGAUCGCCGCAGCGGAAAAUUAAUCGAGUCAAAGGCAAAAAUUUUGUACGAGCAGAUGCCGGUGAUUUAUAUCUACGCUAUCAACACGACCGCCGGCAAGGACCCCCGGUUGUACGAGUGUCCGAUUUACCGCAAGCCGCAGCGAACCGACCAGAAGUACGUGGGCUCUAUCGACUUCGAGACCGACUUCAACCCGCGCCACUGGACGUUGCGGGGCGUCGCAUUAUUGUGUGACAUUAAAUAAUCGGAUUUCGUGUUUUCAAUUUGCUUGCUAUAUUUUUUAUCGUUGCACUUGUUAAGCCUUUCUGUUUCAGCUGCGGCUAAUUAGUAGCGCAGCGAGCAGGAAAUGCUGAGAUUUUUUUCUUCAAAAGACACCAAAAAACCCCUCUCAGAGUGAAAAGAAAAUGAACUUAUUAUGUACCAAAAUACAUGAAUAAAACGUUUGAUCUG